GUCAACCACCCGAUCCCAUUAUGUUGCUCGCUGCAGCAGCAGCUGUGGUGGAUGACGACUUUAAUGGCCGUUACUAUGAACGAAGAGAGAUUCGGUUGCAUGGUCGUCAUGGUAACCUAACCCUUAUCAUUCCCAGUGUGGCUUGAGCAUCCUCCAACACCACGAUUGACAUGAUCUCUUUGUUUUUAGGGUCACAAAAGAGAAAACCAUACAAUGAGGGUGCUACGCAUAUCCGUCAUCACCAUCAACCAAAGACAAACGAUGCAGAUGAUUGUAAUAAAAGCAGCAGCAGCAGCAGCAGCAGCCAUAUAGCUUUGACAAACCAUCCUAUCAGUAACCCUACCGCUCACAAUGACUCUCCUCGCAGUAGUCGACGUCGUCGUCGUUGCCGUCGUCCUAGUGAAAGUCAGCAUACGGAUAGCUAUAGCCAACAAACCAAUCGAACGGCCUCUUUUGCUAACAAGCAAGAUUAUACAGAAAACUGGGUAGAUGCAUCUACAGCAACAGCCAAUAUUAGUAAAGAACUGGAAGAGGAUAUUACCCGAGCUGUUGAAAGGGUGGAACCAUCCACUCGUACUCCAACAGCAACAGCAGCAGCAGUAGUAGUAGAUACAACGGCAAAGGUCAUAUCAACAACACACGACAACAAGGGCACGUCAACCCACAUGGAAGUGGCAGAAGCAACCCUACCACCCGCACCCAUGCCAACACCGUCGACGCACUCCACUUCAUUCUCCUAUCAAUAUCUAUCCAUGCAGAAUCCACGUAUCAAAAGAAAUGCAAUGCAUGCCUAUAUUACUUACAUGAUCUACACAGAUAUGACUCGUUCACAACAACAGCCGUAUUCAGUGUUUACGAGAAAGAAUGAGCCAAAGAAUGACACCUAUUCCAUGAGAGAAGAACCACAGCAACAACACUAUCCAUUGAGUGGCACUCAUAUACCCAACUGGUAUUCCUCUCCUUCUUCCCAACCUCAUUCUCACCAUGCCUAUCCACUACAACAGCAACGGCAUUCAUUAGCACCACCGCCUCCUCCACCCCCAUCGCCACCUGCACCACCACCACCACCACCGUCCGUGCCCUCUUUACCCACGACACAAUCCUAUAGAUUACCUCCUUCUCCCAGGUUAUCUCAUCCUACGAUUCGACAUGAACUUUCUUCUUCUAUUCCAGGACCACCACCCACACCACCACCACCACCACCACCACCACCACUGCCAGCCUCUUUACCCCACUCUGCUCCCUCUUCAGCUUUGAAUAACCGUCCUCCACCUCCCCAUCCCCAUCCCCACCCCCACCACCACCACCAUCAUCAUCACCAUUACCACCACAAUACUCCACACCAUCAUUCCCAUCCCCAUCAUCCCCAUCAUCGUCUCUCGUCCACGCCCGUGUCUCAACUACCACCUUCCUCUUUAUCCACCCCAUUGCCUUCCCUUCAUUCGACUUCAGACAACCGAUCCUUGAUGGGUAGACCUUUAACCGAUUUUUUAUUCAACAGCCAUGCUACGAAGGACAGUGCUUCUUCUGUUUUACCAUUGCCAGCUUCCAUGUCCUUACCGCCCUCUCACUCGUCUUUUACGCCAUCCACCGCCACUCAUCAUACGACGACGAUGGCUGCGAGUGUUACUUCACCCGCUUUAAUCACUUCACCUCGACCUACUUUCUUAUUUUGACAAAUACCAAAAUAGUUUUGAAAAACCGAAAAAAAAAAAGAUCACCCUUUUCUUUCAUGAUCAUUUCGAAUCGAUCCUCUUCUGGUGUCACCAGGAUUUUCUUUUUUUACCAACGACCCAAUGUCAGAGUAACACGACGCUUCUUCACAAAACAGUUCAUCCUCUACAAGGACACACACUCUCUCUCCAAGGAAAAAAAAACAUAAAAAACUACUUAUCCAUCCUCUCUCCCCAUGAUCAUUCACCAAGAUCAGAGCUUAUCGAUCAAUUUUUUGGUUCCAUAUCUCAUCCAAAGAAAAAAAAAUUUUUUUAAUUGAAAUCCAUUGUUUCAGAUGGU
Messenger RNA from Mycotypha africana, 2013 nucleotides. RefSeq lists its product as uncharacterized. Lineage: Eukaryota; Fungi; Mucoromycota; Mucoromycetes; Mucorales; Mycotyphaceae. The record is from RefSeq and is a predicted model, not a curated record. Bases 171 to 1676 code for a protein of 501 amino acids. The transcript has 3 exons.